Eucalyptus grandis is the source of this 684-nucleotide messenger RNA. RefSeq lists its product as uncharacterized. Gene Ontology annotation, molecular function: RNA-DNA hybrid ribonuclease activity; nucleic acid binding. Lineage: Eukaryota; Viridiplantae; Streptophyta; Magnoliopsida; Myrtales; Myrtaceae. The coding region runs from base 1 to 684 and encodes 227 amino acids. The transcript has 2 exons. The record is from RefSeq and is a predicted model, not a curated record.
AUGCCACAAAAGUCGGUUAAGGGACGAGUGAUCGCUGAUCUAUUGGCCGAGAGUUUAGGAAUCCCUAAUGACGAUGAUAGUUUCCUCGAUGACCGUGUCUUGAAUGUAAAUGAAGACUUGUGGAAGAUGUUCUUUGAUGGAGCCGUAAACUUGUCGGUUCUGGCUGCAAUUGGGAUAGGUGUGGCUAAGUUAAAAGUGUUCGGAGACUCCACACUAAUCAUAAUGCAGACUGUAGGUGAAUGGAAGACCAAGGAGGCUAAGUUGCUCCCAUACCAUAAGUAUUUAGAAGAUCUAGUGGAAAAGUUCGAGGAAGUUUCGUUCGAGUACUUGCCAAGGUCUCACAACCAAUUUGCAGACGCGCUUGCUACGUUGUCUUCUAUGCUGCAAGUCACUGAUGGGUUAGAGGUUGAGCCUUUAAGAAUAGAGGUUUUGUCGAAGCCAGCUUAUUGCAUGGUAGUGAUAGAGGAACCGGAUGGAAAACCGUGGUACCAUGACAUCAUGACCUAUAUUCAAAAACAAGAGUUCCCAGAAGGUAGCAAUCCAGCUGACCGAAAGCAUCUCAUGAAACUUGCCUCCAAAUUCUUUAUUAGUGGGGAUACAUUGUACAAACGAUCCUUCAAUUCUGUCCUACUUAGAUGUGUCAAUGCUAAGGAAGCCACUCGAGUUGAUGGAAGAAAUACAUGA